AUGAAGGGGCUCUUCUCCAAGGGCUCCAGGAGCAGCGGAACUGCCACCGCCCCCUCGACCUCCGCCGCGCCCGUUAAGAAAGAUCUGGUCCCGCAGAUCUCCCCGCUGGAGAAGCGGCUGCAGGAUAUGGGCUCGAUCCGCGACGAUGGCAGCGACAAGUUCUUUGGCAUGGAAAACUACGGAAACACAUGCUACUGCAAUUCGAUCUUACAAUGUCUCUAUUACUCUGUUCCCUUUCGCGAGGCCGUGAUUAACUACCCGCAACGAACGCCACUGGACAGCCUUGAAGCCGCACUCGCCACCAACCUACGAUACCAGAACCCGAAUGCACACCUGGAAGCCGAGGCGCUCGCCGCCAAACAGAAGGCUUCCUCGCCACCGUCAGCGCGCCAGGCUGGUGUUCCUCCGAAUCAGCCCCAAAAGCCCGAAGACAAGGACUCGCCGGAAUACAAGAAGAAGGUCGCCCUCCAGACCCUGCCGAUCUUGGAGACCAAGAACAAUGCGACUAGUUAUGGAAUGUCCGAGUCGCUUUUCACCUCGCUCAAGGACAUCUUUGAGUCGGUGGUGGGAAGUCAGUCACGGAUCGGAGUGAUUCGGCCGCAACAGUUCCUGGAUGUACUACGGCGGGAGCACGAAAUGUUCCGGACUGCCAUGCAUCAAGAUGCGCACGAGUUUUUGAACUUACUACUCAACGAGGUCGUGGCCAAUGUCGAAACAGAGGCAACCAAGCAAGCAUUCACCGAGAAGGCUUUGCCACCCACGGAAAGCGCAGACUCGUUAGGAAUGUUGACACCCAGCACCGGAUCGAAAUCACCAAAUACAACGAGAUGGGUGCACGAGCUGUUCGAGGGGACUUUGACAUCUGAAACCAAGUGUCUUACAUGUGAAAAGGUCUCACAACGAGACGAGGUUUUCCUGGAUUUGUCCGUGGAUCUAGAGCAACAUUCAUCCGUCACAUCGUGUCUUCGGAAGUUCUCCGCAGAAGAGAUGCUUUGCGAGCGGAACAAGUUCCACUGCGAUAACUGUGGUGGACUUCAAGAAGCCGAGAAGCGUAUGAAAAUCAAACGUCUGCCACGUGUGUUGGCUUUGCAUUUAAAGCGUUUCAAAUACACAGAGGACUUGCAGCGCCUACAAAAGCUGUUCCACCGCGUUGUCUACCCAUAUCAUCUUCGUCUGUUCAACACCACCGAUGAUGCCGAGGACCCUGACCGGCUCUAUGAACUGUAUGCAGUGGUUGUUCACAUCGGCGGCGGACCCUACCAUGGCCACUAUGUCGCCAUUAUCAAGACAGAGGACCGCGGCUGGCUACUCUUUGACGAUGAGCUGGUUGAGCCCGUUGACAAAAACUACGUGCGUAACUUCUUCGGCGACCGUCCGGGACUGGCGUGUGCCUAUGUUCUGUUCUACCAAGAGACCACCAUCGAGGCCGUUAUGCGCGAGCAAGCACAAGAAGAUCUGGCCUCCGCCACUGGCACCGCUGAGACUGGCGAAGCGAAACAGAACGGUUCACCGUUGUCACCACCGCUAGCACAUGUUCAAAGUGCUUCCCAAGUGCCUUCGCACGAUACAGCUCCUUUCUCACCUAUCAACCGAAUCCCGACGGCACCCCAGUUGUCCACCCACGCAGAAGCUCCAGAACACGAAACCUCCCCACCGCUACCCGUUCAAUCACCAGUCCAGCCACCUCUUCCCCCGAUUCCGGAUGAGCCCGCUCCUUCGCUGAGCCCGAAGAAGAGUGACUACCAACUCCGGCGGGAGAGAGCACGAGAGGACAAGGAACGGGAGAAGGAACGCCGUGCUGCGGAGAAGGAGAAGGACAAGAAUGAAAAGCUCCGCCAAAAGGAACAGGAUCAGCACAACCGAGAAAUGCAGAAACGCGAGGCCGAGGAGCUGGAAAGAGCUCUGAAGGCCAGCAAGCUCGAUGCCAACGAGCUCAGUGCUGAGAAUGGAUCACCUAGGAAAUCGGGCUUUGGUUUCCUGAGACGAGGCAGCCGCAGUAUCAGCCAACGCCUGAACAAGGAGAAAGAACCUCGUGUCUCGACGUCGGAUGUUUCAUUUACGACGCCUGUCCCAGAACCCGUCCCCGAAGCCCUAGAGAUACCCCGCAAGGAGGUUCCUCGCAAGGAUGCACCACGCAGGUCAGAAACGUUCCAGUCCCCGAUGUCUCCAAUGUCUCCAAUGUCCCAAACGUCGCCUAAAGACAUCCCUCUAUCCAACAAGCAACCCAUUCGGGGCCCCGACCCCCUGGCCAAAGACCAUUCCGCCAGCCACGAAAAGUCCGGCUCUACUCACCGGUGGAGAUCUUUCAGCUUCAAGAAGAACGUCAACAGCGUUUCUUAA
Messenger RNA from Penicillium canescens, 2340 nucleotides. RefSeq lists its product as uncharacterized. Gene Ontology annotation, molecular function: cysteine-type endopeptidase activity; cysteine-type deubiquitinase activity. NCBI's taxonomy places the organism in Eukaryota, Fungi, Ascomycota, Eurotiomycetes, Eurotiales, Aspergillaceae. The record is from RefSeq and is a predicted model, not a curated record. Gene Ontology annotation, biological process: protein deubiquitination. Gene Ontology annotation, cellular component: cytosol; nucleus. Bases 1 to 2340 code for a protein of 779 amino acids. The transcript has 3 exons.